CAGUUAUUGAUAUAAAAGGGUGAGUAUGGAAGUCAUACUUCUCCUCCAAAAGAAUCUGCGGUUGGCUUCAGCCCAGAAAUCAGUUUUACAGCGGCCAAACAUGGCCUACAAGAUUUUCUCGGUGCUUUUUAUACUAUUCCUACUGCUAUCGUUUUCUCUACUCUUGCCUCCAUCUUCACCAACAAACACUCACUUAAUGGUGCAGAAGAUCAAUGAAGUGAUACGUAGGAAUUUAAUCGGAGCAAAACCACCUCCAAAUGAUCAUCAUCCAGGUGGAGGGCAGAAUGGUGUUAAUAAUGGUUGUUGUUAUUAUUAUUUUGGUGUCAUGGGUUGAUUAGGAUUGAAUCCAAUAUUUUCUACUUAUAAUAUAAUAUUAUUAAGAUGUUGUUGGUGUAAAUACUUGUUAGUAGAUCCCAUAACUUGUGUAUUUGUAUUGUUUUCCAUAUUGCAAUCCUGCUUAAAACAUUAUAUAUUUUAGAUAAUUUCAGUACGUUAUUAUUUUAUGUAA
Molecule: messenger RNA, 508 nt
Organism: Gossypium arboreum
Lineage: Eukaryota; Viridiplantae; Streptophyta; Magnoliopsida; Malvales; Malvaceae
Exons: 2
Coding region: 26-334 (102 amino acids)
Source: RefSeq, a predicted model, not a curated record